AUGGUGGUGGAGGGCAUCCGGCAGACGGAGUACACCCUGACCGGUCUCAAGUUCGACAUGAAGUACAUGAACUUCCGUGUGAAGGCCUGCAAUAAGGCAGUUGCAGGCGAGUUCUCCGAGCCAGUGACCCUGGAGACACCAGCGUUCAUGUUCCGCCUGGACGCAUCCACAUCCCACCAGAACCUCCGGGUGGACGAGCUCUCCGUGGAGUGGGACGCCAUGGGCGGGAAGGUGCAGGAUAUCAAAGCUCGAGAGAAAGAUGGCAAGGGGCGGACGGCGUCUCCCGUCAACUCCCCAGCCAGAGGCACUCCAUCUCCCAAGAGGAUAUCCUCAGGUCGUGGGGGACGGGACCGCUUCACGGCUGAAUCCUACACGGUGCUAGGGGACACACUGAUCGACGGCGGGGAACAUUACUGGGAGGUGCACUAUGAGCCGGACAGCAAGGCAUUCGGCGUGGGGGUGGCCUACCGCAGCCUCGGCCGCUUCGAGCAGCUGGGCAAGACCGCGGCGUCCUGGUGCCUGCACAUCAACCACUGGCUGCAGGUCAGCUUCACCGCCAAGCAUGCCAACAAGGCCAAGGUGCUGGACGCCCCCGUGCCUGACCGCCUGGGCGUGCACUGCGACUUCCACCAAGGCCUCCUGUCCUUCUACAAUGCCCGCACCAAGCAGCUGCUGCACACCUUCAAGGCCAAGUUCACUCAGCCACUGCUGCCUGCUUUCACGGUUUGGUGCGGCAGCUUCCAGGUGACGACGGGCCUGCAGGUCCCCAGCUCGGUGCGCUGCCUGCAGAAGCGAGGCAGUGCCACCAGCAGCUCCAACACCAGCCUCACCUAG
Molecule: messenger RNA, 834 nt
Organism: Pipistrellus nathusii (Nathusius's pipistrelle)
Lineage: Eukaryota; Metazoa; Chordata; Mammalia; Chiroptera; Vespertilionidae
Source: the annotation of a GenBank genome assembly